Messenger RNA from Dermatophagoides farinae (American house dust mite), 1070 nucleotides. It is a transcript of the gene Ube2g1, whose product is annotated as ubiquitin-conjugating enzyme E2G 1. The record is from RefSeq and is a predicted model, not a curated record. Lineage: Eukaryota; Metazoa; Arthropoda; Arachnida; Sarcoptiformes; Pyroglyphidae.
UCGAUUUUCAAGCGCACACACACACACACACACCAUUUCAUAGCAGCGGCAGCAGGCCUGAUUUUUUUUUGUUGUAUGUUUGAGUGUGUUUUAUGUUUCAUGUUGUGUUCGAAAGUAUUAGCUGCUGCUGCUGACAAAUAUUAGUGAGUUUUAUCAAAGAAUUUUUUUUCGUUUCAAAAUUCUUUUCAAUAAUCAUCAAUUCCGAUGUGAUUUAUGUGAUUGUUUAUUAAUCAACAAUACAAUCACAUUAUUAUCCAUCAAUUAAAGCACCAUACAGAUAAUCAACUACAAUAAACAAAAACGAUUGUUCAAAAAAAAAAAAAUUAUGGCUGAAUUACAGUCCAGUUUAUUACUACGAAAACAAUUAAAUGAUCUAAAGAAAAAUCCUGUUGAAGGAUUUUCCGCCGGCCUUUGUGAUGAUAGCGAUAUUUACAAUUGGGAAGUGCUAAUUAUUGGUCCACCUGAUACACUAUAUGAAGGAGGUUUUUUCAAAGCAAAUCUUACAUUUCCAAAAGAGUAUCCAUUGAAACCGCCUAAGAUGCGUUUUUUGACCGAAAUAUGGCAUCCAAAUAUCGAUAAGAAUGGUAAUGUUUGUAUAUCGAUUCUACAUGAACCUGGUGAUGAUCGUUUUGGUUAUGAAAAAGCAUCCGAACGUUGGCUACCGGUACAUACAGUCGAAACUAUUCUAAUCUCAGUCAUUUCAAUGUUAGCCGAUCCAAAUGAUGAAUCACCAGCCAAUGUUGAUGCAGCGAAAGAAUGGCGACAAAAUUAUCAAAAUUUCAAAAGGAGAGUUGCUCAAUGCGUAAGGAAAAGUCAAGAAAUGGAUUAAUAACGUAGCCUCCAUAUGAUUGAAUCUGAUCGUCGUAUGAUCGGAAAAUCAAGUUUUUCAAAUUCAAUAUUCUCUUUAUAGGUAAACAAAAAAAACAACAAAAAAUGAUGAAAAAAAACUUUUAUUCGAUGAUUUAAUAUCUUGAUCACAUGCAUACCACAUUUGCAAAAAAAAAAAAAAAAUACAUUUCUCAGACAUUUUUUUCACAUGAUUGUCACAUUCACAUUCACACACACACACA